This is a messenger RNA of Rosa rugosa (rugosa rose), 1659 nucleotides long. Its product is annotated as receptor-like protein EIX1. Gene Ontology annotation, molecular function: protein binding. The record is from RefSeq and is a predicted model, not a curated record. NCBI's taxonomy places the organism in Eukaryota, Viridiplantae, Streptophyta, Magnoliopsida, Rosales, Rosaceae. The transcript has 4 exons. The coding region runs from base 1 to 1659 and encodes 552 amino acids.
AUGGAAAGCUUCUUUUUUGCUCACUGUUUGCACUUUUGGUUUUUGGCCACUUUUUAUCUACGAACUAUUGAUUUCUGUUUCUGUUCGAGUGAUGGAGUUCCCCGCAGUGUGAGAUCAGUAUGCAUGGAGGAAGAGAGACAAGCGCUUCUCAGCUUCAGACACGAUCUUGCAGAUCCUUCCGGUAGGCUUUCUUCUUGGAUUGGUUACGAGUGCUGUCAAUGGAAAGGAAUUUCAUGCAACAACCUCACUGGUCAUGUUGUGAAAAUGGACCUCAGUAACGCAUACUGUUCCAUUUCCUAUGAGGAGUGGGAACUGUGGGAUGAGGUGGCUUGCAGAAGGUCUCUUUUGAGGGGUGAGAUAAAUCCUUCAUUUCUCAGCUUGAAACAUUUAGAUUACCUAGACCUAAGUUGCAAUGAUUUCAAACUUCCUCUUUUCAUAGGCCAGCUUAAAAGUUUGAGGUAUCUCAAUCUCUCUGCCUUUUCAUCAUCUGAGGGAGUGAUUCCCGAGUCAAUUUAUAGGGAAUUGGGAAGCCUCAAAGAUCUGGAAGAGCUUGAUUUAUCUAUUAAUGGCUUCGAAGGUCAAGUUCCGAGACUCACUAGAAAUCUUCCGAAUAACAAUUUUGUUGGGGGGCUUCAGGAGCUGUUGGAUGGUUGUGUAGGAUGUACAAAUGAUAAACUAGUGUCAGUAGAUUUGUCUUUGAAUAGGCUAAACUGCAAAUUUCCUGCUUCACUGGGGAUGCUCCACUCUGUGCAACAUGACAAACUAGGCAAUUCUUACAUUGAGGAGAAAUCAGUUGUCUGGAGAAUUCCCUCAAGCAUGGAGUCUGUGGAGCAAUAUACUGGAUUGAAGAGUAUCGAUCUUGGAAGCAACCGAUUCACUGGAAACCUACCUUCAAAAAUUUCUGAUGAAUUGUUAAUCCUACGGCUACGAUCCAACUAUUUCAGUGGGCAUAUACCCCAUGGGUUGUGCCUUCUUCCCAUUCUUCAUGUCUUAGACCUUGGUGACAACAACUUUUCAGGGACUAUUCCCAAGUGUUUUAAUGGAAUGUAUUCCUUGGUUGAAAGUUUUUCCAAUGUGAGUCACUAUGAUAGUUACGUUGAGCAAAUCACAUCGAUGUCAAAAGGAACAGAACUGAUAUACAACACGACUCUAUUUUUCGUCAACAUCAUUGAUCUUUCGUCAAACAAUUUAGAAGGCAAAAUCCCUGAAGAAGUAAGUAGCCUCGUUGAAUUGGGUACCUUGAACUUGUCAAGAAAUCAUUUAAGCGGACAGAUUCCCUCGAAGAUUGGAAAUUUGCGAUGGUUGGAAACUCUUGAUCUCUCACAUAAUCAACUCUCGGGACCGAUUCCUCAAAGUUUGUCUUCUUUAAUCUCCUUGUCUCACUUGAAUUUGUCCUAUAACAACUUGGCCGGAAGAAUUCCCUCGAACACACAACUUACUACACUUGAUGAUUCAUCAAUAUACGAAGCCAAUCCAUUAUUGUGUGGGGUUCCUCUUGCAACCAAGUGCUUGGGAGAUAGCACACCUGCUGCUCUGGAUGGGAAAGACAACAAAGAUGAAGAUGACAAUGAAAAGCUUGGUUUCUAUGGUAGCAUCGUACUCGGCUUUAUCAUAGGCUUUUGGGGUGUUUGUGGCACAUUGGUUGUCAAGAAUUCAUGA